Molecule: messenger RNA, 4896 nt
Organism: Carcharodon carcharias (great white shark)
Lineage: Eukaryota; Metazoa; Chordata; Chondrichthyes; Lamniformes; Lamnidae
Product: aryl hydrocarbon receptor-like
Exons: 11
Coding region: 424-3735 (1103 amino acids)
Biological process (GO): regulation of transcription by RNA polymerase II
Cellular component (GO): aryl hydrocarbon receptor complex; nucleus
Molecular function (GO): protein dimerization activity; nuclear receptor activity; transcription cis-regulatory region binding
Source: RefSeq, a predicted model, not a curated record
UACCCGUUUAAAGCAGUUGAAUAUAUUUGCAGCAACUGAAGGCACCGAGGCGGACACCAAGGGCGGCGAGUGUUGCUGUAGCGUCUCGACCUAAAGUUGCCAUCCUUUUCUUUUAGUCCCGGGACCCCUCCCCGGCUGCUGCUGCUGCUGAUCGGCUGCCUGGCUCUGCUGCUCCAUCGAGCGGCCGCAGUGUCUUGUGCAAUACCACUCCCCCGCCUCCCGGUUCUGUCUAAUAAGGAAGAAGAAGUUUGUGCGGAGAGCGAAGCUGAGCACAAGAGGUCCGCACGUCUUACAUGUUGUUCCUUAUUGGAUUAACUUGUGUUCUCGCCGUAAAUUGGGACGCUUUCAGCCGCUGAAUUCUCUUCCAAAACGUUUACUGAUUAAAAAGACCGAGGGGACAAGCUUGCUUCGCCUUUGCUGAGGAUGAACAGCGGCAGUAUUUACGCCAGCCGUAAGAGGCGAAAGCCAGUUCAGAAAAGUGUAAAAACCCCAGCCUCUGAAGGAGCAAAGUCAAAUCCAUCCAAAAGGCAUCGGGACAGAUUGAAUGCAGAGCUAGAGCGCCUAGCCAACCUCUUGCCCUUCCCACAGGAUGUUGUAGCCAAAUUGGACAAGCUGUCUGUUCUCCGCCUCAGUGUCAGUUAUCUCAGAGCUAAAAGUUUCUUUAAUGUCACUUUGAAACCAAAUGGGAAUGGCAUCCAUGGAAACAGUAUAGCACCUGAUCAAGGAGAGAAUCUUCAGGAGGGAGAACUUCUGUUACAAGCUCUCAGUGGGUUUGUACUGGUGAUUACGGCUGAAGGUUUAGUUUUUUAUGCAUCUUCUACCAUCCAGGAUUAUCUAGGGUUUCACCAGUCUGAUAUCAUCCACCAGAGUGUUUUUGAACUGAUCCACACAGAAGACAGAGCUGAAUUUCGCCAACAGCUUCACUGGGCUCUGAAUCCAGCUUCAACCCCUGAAUCAGGGCAGCUAGUUCCAGGUGAAAAUGGCCUUCCAUUACCAAUUAACCAUUACAGUCCUGAGCAGCUUCCUCCAGAAAAUUCACCAUUUUUGGAAAGGAACUUUGUAUGCAGGUUAAGAUGUCUCCUAGAUAAUUCCUCUGGAUUUUUGGCCAUGAAUUUCCAAGGCAGACUCAAGUUUCUUUAUGAGCAGAACAUGAAGGGAAAAGAUGGCUCAUGUAUCCCUCCACAGUUGGCUUUGUUUGCAAUAGCAACGCCACUGCAACCUCCGUCCAUCUUGGAGAUCCGAACCAAAAAUUUCAUUUUCAGAACUAAGCACAAGCUAGACUUCACACCAAUGGGCUGCGAUGCCAAAGGGAAGCUAAUCCUAGGUUACAGUGAGGCUGAAUUAUGUAUGCGAGGAAGUGGCUAUCAAUUUGUUCAUGCAGCUGACAUGAUAUAUUGUGCAGAAAACCAUGUCCGAAUGAUGAAGACAGGCGAAAGUGGAAUGACUGUUUUCAGGCUUUUGACCAAACAAAAUGGGUGGGCUUGGGUACAAGCAAAUGCACGAUUGGGAUACAAGAAUGGGAAGCCGGAUUAUAUUAUAGCUACACAAAGACCCCUUACGGAAGAAGAAGGGGAAGAGAAUUUGCGAAAACGAACCUUGCAGUUGCCUUUUAAUUUUGCAACUGGGGAAGCAUUGCUAUAUGAAGGAAAUUGUACAGUGCUUGGAUUAAUGGAUCCUGCAAUUCAUAAAAUCAAAGGAAAUGUUGUAAAAGUUGUAGCAGGACAAUCAAGAGGGCAUGAAUCUGUCGAUCCAAAUUCCCUUCUCGGUGCAAUGCUAAGCCAGGAUAAAUCAAUUUAUUUAUCUGCCCCUUCACAACUUCAGAAUUUUGGCUAUGAAAAGGCCAUUUUUAAUCAGAGCGAAGAAGCAGAAUCAAGUGACAUCUUUCCUAGUAAUUGGGAAGAAAUUCUAUUCGAUGAAGAUAAUAGUAAAGGGAAGAUGGAGCAUGCCAACUGUGCUCAGCAGCAAAAGCCUUUCCCUGCACCUGAAGAAAAUGUAGACGUUUUGGCAAAUAACAUUGGCAGUGAGCUUUAUAACACUAUGAAAACCCUUGACAUUGGGCUGGAAGACUUUGAUCUCAUAUGCCAGGACGAGACAUUCCUGAGAGUCCAUUGGGAUGAGACUGGAGAUAUUAAUAAUAUUGCACUGAAUGAGGAAAUUCUGACAUAUGUCCAGGAAUCACUGAAAAAGAGGCCAGACUGCAUGUAUUCAAGUUGCAUGCAACAGAAACCUCUUAAUUCAAGUUCAAGUUGCAUGAUGCAGCAACAACUUCCAACGCAACACUUUCAGCAGCAGCAACCUCCAGCACAACUUUAUCAGCAGCAAACGCAACAAUCUCAAAUGCAACAAUACCACCAGCAGCAACAACCUCCUACACAACAGUAUCAGCAGCAGCAACAACCUCUGACACAACCAUACCAGCAGCAGCAACAACCUCUGACACAACAGUACCAGCAGCAGCAACAACCUCUGACACAACAAUACCAGCAGCAGCAACAACCUCUGACACAACAGUACCAACAGCAGCAACAACCUCUGACACAACAGUACCAGCAGCAGCAACAACCUCUGACACAACAGUACCAGCAGCAGCAACAACCUCUGACACAACAGUACCAGCAGCAGCAACAACCUCUGACACAACAGUACCAGCAGCAGCAACAACCUCUGACACAACAGUACCAGCAGCAGCAACAACCUCUGACACAACAGUACCAGCAGCAGCAACAACCUCUGACACAACAGUACCAGCAGCAGCAACAACCUCUGACACAACAGUACCAGCAGCAGCAACAACCUCUGACACAACAGUACCAGCAGCAGCAACAACCUCUGACACAACAGUACCAGCAGCAGCAACAACCUCUGACACAACAGUACCAACAGCAGCAACAAACUCCGACGCAACAGUACCAACAGCAGCAGCAACAAACUCCGACGCAACAGUACCAACAGCAGCAGCAACAAACUCCAACGCAACAGUACCAUCAGCAGCAGCAACAAACUCCAACACAACAGUACCAGCAACAGCAGCAACAACCUCCGAUGCAACAAUAUCAGCACCAGCAACAAGAACAGCAGCUACAGUUAUGCCAGAAAAUGAAAUACAUGAAAGUUAAUGGACUGCUCACAAACUGGAACUCUGGCAAUAAGCGAUUAGCCAAUGGUCAGGAGAAGGAGUUUGGUUUCUCUGGCUUAGACAGCACAGCAACAGGGUUCCAGUAUAAAUCUGAACUUAAUGCUACCCCUCCAGCUUGUCAGCAAGACUUUAUAUUGUACCAGCAGGAAGCUGCUGUCCCAACUCAGCAUUCUAACUUCAUCCAAACAAAUAUGCCAGUUGGUGGCUUUCAUGCACCAAACUAUACCACAGUUAGUGGCUUGGAAGACUACCUGGACUCUGUGGAGCAACAUUCAGAAAUUCAGGAUUAUAGUGCAGUCAACCCAUUAAUUGACCUAAUGACACCACAGACAUGUUAUACAGGUGCCAUGUCAAUGAUCCCAUGUCUAACAGAAAAUGAUUUGCCCUGUACGGAUGCUGUGCAACUCAACCCUACAAGCUCAGGUCAACAGCCGUUUUUAACCAAGAUCCAGACUGGAUUUAAUGAUGGAAACAGUAAUGAAGUCUAUCCAAAUAUGUUCAAUAACGCAAAUUACGCACAUUUAGGCCCUCAGGUUCUGCACGAUCAUCCAAUAGAGCCUGGAACCUACUCCGAUCAGUCAUCCAGUGGCUUUAUGUAGAUGAGCAUAGAGAUUGCUGUCCUGUGAAAAGUGUGAAAGUGUUUUUGCGUUGCUUGCUGAAAGGACAGACAUUUGGAUGUACAAUGUGAAGGGACACAGAGCUUCUAAACUGAAAAAUUAUAAGGAGCAGGAGACUCAUUGCACUGUGCUGGACUUAAUUAUGGGCCCUACAGUCUUCAGAAACCAUAAUGCUGUUUUAUGGAUGGGGUUUGAGUCUGGCUUCUUGCACUCAGAGUGCAUAUGUAUUUUGUUAGAAUUUUUGUGUGAAAUAUGAAGUUCUUCCUUCACAGCAAAUGAGCUCUUUCAAAAUGUUCUAUUGAACUUGGGGUAAUAGAACCUGGCACAGAGUAUUAAUUUAAAACGAACCAACUUUUAUAUUAUCUGUAAAAGCAGGUUAUCCCAUUAAUUAAUAUCAAUAUAUUAAAAGUAAAAAGAUUAUGUUCAUAUUUUUAACCAGAUAUAAUUUUGCCAAGCGGAAAUGGUCUUUCCAAAAUUUUGUGUGCGAUAAGAUCUUGACACUCGUUUUUCCUUUUCAUCUUCCUACCGUAACUAUAAAUAUUAUGGCACUUUAAAGAAGUAGUAAUACAAUUACAGACUGCUGUACAGUACUGAACCCAUAAGAUAAUUUUUCUUCUGUAGAGCAGCUGACAGUAAAUACAAAAAGACAUUUGGUUAUAUUUAAGCAUUUUUGUCACAAAUUGAUAUGAAUCUAAAUAUUUGAACUAGCUCCCUGCCUUGGUGGCAGUGAUAAUUCAAGCUCAGAUUACUUUGAGUUUAACAUUUAACACCAUUUAUGGGCUUUUUCUAAAUGGUGGCCCACAAGCUCCCAUGUGAUAAUGGAACGUUGAAGCACCCUGUGUACUGUAGCAACUUCCCUAAAGGCUAAAUCAACAAAUUAUUUUUAGUAACAAAAAAGGUAUCCUACAGCUGCUGGAUAAGUAGAAUACAUAAUGGGGAACAUUGGAUUAAGUAGUUAAUUCUAGUUGCCAGAAAGACUUUUAUUAACAAUGUCAGUUAAUCAGAAUUAUUAAUUGUGAAGGUCUUUUACUCAAUAAAAGCAGGCGUCUGUUAGACCCCAUUUUAUAUCCUCCUUUUACAGUAAAUUGAUGUGACUUUUCUAUUGUGCAUUUUAGUUAAGAAUAAAAUAUUGUACCACUAAAA